Messenger RNA from Aspergillus puulaauensis, 1353 nucleotides. RefSeq lists its product as uncharacterized. The coding region runs from base 1 to 1353 and encodes 450 amino acids. The record is from RefSeq and is a predicted model, not a curated record. Lineage: Eukaryota; Fungi; Ascomycota; Eurotiomycetes; Eurotiales; Aspergillaceae. The transcript has 2 exons.
AUGGGUAGAGCUGCGCACAUGGAUGAGCGUCGCGCACGUCGCCACAACUGGCAGCGCGAUGACAUACGCGAGAAGGAGCAGCAGCAACAGCAGCAGCAGAAGCAGGUUAUAGUACCACGCAGACGACAUGCGUUAAUACCACAGGCCUCGAUAGACGAGGCCCUGGCACCAAGCCUAGCGCACGAGGCCCUGAACGUGCAAACGAAAGAAGCGUUCCAGCAGUUCCUGGUGCACUACUUCCCCAUCAUGAAUGCGUCCGUUGCCCCGCGGGUCGACGUGAACUGGAUGGACUUUGUGCGCAGUCCGCAACCGCUCCCCCCGGCUGUGAUGUGGGGGGUGCGCGCUCUCGUCACAUACCAGAUGGGGGCCGUGCAGGCCGGGGGUACCGGUAAGCAGCAUGAGAAGGAGAAUGCACGCCUUACCGCGCGCCAUAUGUAUAUCCGGGGCAUACGGCACCUUGCGUCUGUGCUGGGGACGUCGUCUGCGCUAGCUGAUUCAACUCUUGCCGCGGCGAUUGUGCUCUGUAUGUUUGAGGUGGUGGAUGGGGCUUGUGACGGUUCCUGGCUGUUACACUCCCAGGGUAUCCGCAGUAUCAUGGCCGCGCGGGGGCCCGCUGCACAUAAGACUGGCAUGGGCCGGAAUCUAUUAUUAUCUUACCGACCGUUCUUGAUUGGCGAGGCUUUUACCCGCUGCGAGCCCUGCAUCCUGGGAAGGCCAGAGUGGGCUGCGAUUUUCGAUGAUGUCGAUAUCUCUCCUGCUGAGGGCGAAAGCGAGACCAAGACCAAGACCACCAGCAGCAGUCCGCUCGGGCAAACGAUAGAUUACGCAUUCAACGAAAGCGCCAAAUGCCCUGGCUACUAUGCAGCCACGCACGAGAUCAUAACCUCAUAUCCUGCGUUCCACAAGUCCAAGGCCGUUGCGCAGAGUCUAAUGGACGAUAUGGGGCGCACCAGGUGCAGUCUUCUCCGGCUUCAGGACAGCCUUGACCAGGGCUUAUACUUCUGCCAAAAUGGCACAGACCUCCAGCUGUCAGCCAGCUUUGCCGGAUCGAUACCGCCAGCACAUGUUGCCAGCCUGGCGAAGCUGUCUUCCGAGGGUAUCGGCGCUGCGGUUGCAUUGUUGGACCAGCUUGGCACUCUCCUGCGGUCUCAUUUGCAUAGGGUACUUCCCCAAUAUCAGUCCGGGUGGAAGAAAGACUUUCAUCAGGCGAAUCCUGAGGAUCCAUGGUAUGCUGCCACGAAUCGACUCGGUACAGCUGCGGGCGUGGGAGCGCGGCUGGAAUCGGAUGCCUGUCGUAUGGGUAAUGAAUUGGACAGGUUUUCGGUUUCCAUGGGCAUGUUAAAUAUAUAUUAA